This is a messenger RNA of Sphaerodactylus townsendi, 5952 nucleotides long. It is a transcript of the gene KIF27, whose product is annotated as kinesin family member 27. The transcript is spliced from 20 exons. Bases 387 to 4553 code for a protein of 1388 amino acids. Lineage: Eukaryota; Metazoa; Chordata; Lepidosauria; Squamata; Sphaerodactylidae. Gene Ontology annotation, molecular function: ATP binding; microtubule motor activity; microtubule binding. Gene Ontology annotation, biological process: mitotic spindle organization; microtubule-based movement. The record is from RefSeq and is a predicted model, not a curated record.
AAUGAUUCUCUAGUUGCCUGGUGAACGAGUGUAAACAAAAAAGGGACCAGUGUGGCCUGGGGAAACCGACGCCGCUGCUUGGGUAGUGGCUGGGCAGGCCGUGAAUGGGAGCGGGAGACUGAGCGGAUGUUUCAAGGUGAGAACCACUGGAAAGCCACAAGCCCCGCUGAACAAGGGCCUUGUCCACCUCCUGAAUGGGCAGGAAUCAUCUACAUUAAAUUUAAACUUCUGUUGAUGCUUCAUGUCUACAACUGUUUGGAGGAGAUGGAAUAUGAAAUGAGAAACUCAAUUCUUUCUUAAAUACUAAAAAUCACAUAUUGUGACGACAGAUAAGUGGGGAAAUCUGUCAAAGUGAGGAUUUAAAUUCUAAACCCACAUUCUAUGCAAUGGAAGAGAUUCCUGUUAAAGUAGCAGUAAGAAUAAGACCUCUGCUUUCUAAAGAAGUACUUCACAACCAUCAAGUAUGUGUGAGAUUAAUUCCCGAUACUCAGCAGAUUAUAAUUGGAAAAGACCGUGUUUUCACUUUUGAUUUUGUUUUUGGCAAACAUUCAACUCAAGAUGAAGUAUAUACAACAUGCAUUAAGCCAUUGGUAGCAUCUUUGAUGGAAGGCUAUAAUGCUACGGUUUUUGCCUAUGGACAAACAGGCUCUGGAAAGACUUACACUAUUGGAGGAGGUCACAUUGCAUCUGUUGCAGAGGAAGAGAGAGGUAUUAUUCCACGAGCAAUCCAGGAAAUAUUUCAGAUUAUUUCAGAAAACCAUAAUAUAGACUUCACUGUGAAAGUUUCUUAUUUAGAAGUCUACAAAGAAGAGCUUCGUGAUUUACUGGAACUGGAGACAUCUAUGAAAGAUCUGCACAUUAGAGAAGAUGAAAAGGGAAAUACAGUUCUUGUUGGUGCCAAAGACUGUCAAGUUGAAAGUGUGGCUGAAGUGAUGAGCCUGUUGGAAACUGGGAAUGCAGCUCGUCAUACAGGCACAACACAAAUGAAUGAAGACUCUAGUCGAUCUCAUGCUGUUUUUACAAUCAGCAUUUGUCAACAGCAGCAACCUGUGCUGAACGAAAAGGAUGUAGAUGCUGCACAGUACUCAUCUUGGAGUUCAGGCCAGCUUAUUGUUUCCAAAUUUCACUUUGUGGACCUCGCAGGAUCAGAAAGAGUAACAAAAACUGGGAACACUGGUGAAAGGUUCAAAGAAUCAGUUCAGAUAAACAGUGGUUUGUUGGCUCUGGGAAAUGUGAUAAGUGCUCUUGGAGACCCAAAGAGAAAAAGUGCGCAUGUUCCAUAUAGGGAUGCUAAAAUCACACGUAUUCUUAAGGAUUCCUUGGGAGGGAAUGCCAAGACUCUAAUGAUAACUUGUAUUAGCCCAUCAUCUUCUGAUUUUGAUGAAUCAUUAAACUCCAUUAAAUAUGCUAACAGAGCCAAAAAUAUUAGAAAUAAACCUAUUGUCAACUACAAUCCAGACCUGGACCGUAUUGACGAAAUGGAGCUUGAAAUCAAGUUGCUCCGGGAAGCUUUGCAAAACCAGCAGGUCAGGGGACAUACCCCUAGCAGCCAAGGGUCACAGGAUUUGUUACAGGAUAGAAACAAAAUCCGUUCCCUUGAAGAACAGCUUGCCCAUCUUCAGGUAGAAUGUUUUAGCUACCGAAAUUACAUAGAGGAAGCCUAUGUGUUCCUUGUUGACUUAAAAAAUAUUGCUAGCUUAACAGAUAGUCAACAGGAAAGAGUGCAGGAUUGGCUCUGCCUGGCUCAGGCACUAAGGCGAGAGGCUUCAAGUAUUCCCAGAGUAAACAGUGGAAGUGAAGGUGACCAAGAAGGACCAUAUCAUAUCACCAUUCUUCAGUUGAAAAGGGAGCUGAAGAAAUACCAGCAGGCUCUGGCUACAGAUGCAGAUGUGUUCAGUGAGAAAGAACUUGAACUAAAAGAACUGCAAGAUCAAAUACAAAAAUUAAUAAAGGAGAAUCAAGAAUACUUGGUAUCAUUCAAGGAGGCACAGGAAACAAAUAGGCUGCAGAAUGAGAAGAUGGUGGAGCAACAGCUUAUAAUUGACCAGCUGAAUGACAAGUUAGAAAAAAUGUCCAGUAGUUCUUCCUCCAGGGGUGAUUGUGGAGAUGGACCAGCUGCUCUAAUAUCUGCUAAAAGGCCUUAUAGUGUCCCACUGACUAAAAGGCUUAUACAGUCCAAUAAUAUGCCAAUGGGGUUGGAUUGUCGAAAGGUCCACACAAGCCCACCUACAUACUCUCUAAGCAAAGUAAUGGCAGGGUUUCGAACCCGAAGUCAAAUAAUGUUGGAUCACAUCGAAGAACAAGAUGAAGUUCUUCGUUCCUGCUUUUCUGAUUGUAGUGAAGGUGAAAGAAAUGCAAAGAACAUAAGACGACCCCCAUUUAGACAGUCCUUAAACCGUACGUGGACACAAAAAGAAGUUUCCCACAGCUUCAUCCCCGAACCAAAAGAAACCCUGCACAAUUCCUCUUCACAAAAUGAAAACGUUUCACAAAAUGAAACUGUUACAGGUGAAGAUAUUGAAUGUAUCCAGAAGAGUCAGAUACUAAAUAUGCAGAAGUUAAAGAAUUCAGAGCUAAAACUUACUGCUGCAAAGCAAAAAAUGAAUGAACUUACACUUAAUAUCAGAAUGAAAGAAGAACUUAUUAAAGAGUUAGUAAAAACAGGUCAUGAUGCCCGAUCUGUAACCAAGCAGUAUUCUUUGAAAAUAACACAACUGGAACAUGAAGCGGAGCAGGCAAAAAUGGAACUAGUUGAAACACAAAAGCAGUUGCAGGAACUAGAGAACAAGGAGUUAAGAGACACUGCAGAGAAAGCCAGACUGCAGAAGGAAUUUAGGAAGAAGAUGGAUGCAGCAAAGCUUAAAGUGCAGGAUUUACAGAGGAAACAGCAGAACACGAAGAAGUUGGCAUCACUGUCCACCCAGAAUGAGAAACAUGUAACAGAACUGGAACAAAAUGUCAGGCGCAUGAAAAAUCAGCAAGCCCAACUUCAGAAAAGGCUGCAAGAGGAAAGUCAAACAAAGAAAUCCUUGGAGGCAGAAAUUCAACAGGGCCAAAAGCAGAUCAAGGAACUUCAGCAAAAGACAGAACAGCAGGAAAAGAUUUUAAAACUAAAAGAUGAAGAAAUUGCUGUAUUUAAGAGGAAAAAUUCAUCUGUACCUCCACAGCAACUUCAGCAAUUAGAAGAGAAAAAGAAGUGGCUUGAUGAAGAACUAGAGAAGAUUUUGCAGCAGCGUCAAGAGUUGGCUAAUUUAGAGGAAGAUUUAAAGAGAAGGGAAACCAUCAUUUCCAAGAAAGAAAUGCUGAUACAAGAAAAGAACCAUUUGGAAAUAAAGAAAUUGAGGUCCAGCCAGGCGCUCAAUUCAGACAGUUUGAAAUUAUCUGCCCACCUGAACAUGUUGGAUCAGGAAUUAUGCAACAAAAAUAUACGGCUUCAGAGCAGUUCCAGUGAUGAGCAAGGAAAGAUUUUGGAAGAGGUUCAAUUUCUGCAAAAAGAGAAGGAUCAACUGCUAAGAAGAAGAAAUAGUGUGGAUGAGAAACUUAAAAAUGGCAGAGUGUUGUCCCCUGAAGAAGAACAUCUUCUAUUCCAGCUUGAAGAGGGAAUUGAUGCCUUGGAGGCUGCCAUUGCCUACAAGAAUGAAAGUAUUCAAAAUCACAAGAACUUGCUCAGAGCAUCAUCUCAAAUCCUCUCUCAGAAUGAGGCCAAUGUGAUAGGAAAACUAGUUUCCUUGUCUGCUACUGACCUACAGUCAAUUCUCUUAAAGUAUUUUAACAAGGUUGUCAGCCUCCGAGAGAGCGAACGGCAGUUGCAGCUCCAGACUGAAGAACUGAGAAUGAGAAUGGUAGAACAAGAAAACAUAGUAAAAGAGCUUGAAUUGGCUCUUCAGCAUCUUAUGCUUCAGUGUGAUAGGCGUUUGACCCUCCAACAGAAAGAUCAUGAACAGAAGAUGCAAUUAAUACUAGUUCAUUGCAAAGAGAAAGAUGGGGAAAGUAUUACAGAAUCCCUUCAAACAUAUGAAGCCAAAGUCCAGCGACUGGAAAAAGACUUGUUCUUCUAUAAAAAAAUGAGCAGAGAACUAAAGAAGAAAUUAAAAGAAUUCCUUGGAGAAUCGAUGCAACAUCCUCCUCCUAUACAAAGUAAUUAUUCUAAUAAUGGAAUGCUGGAUCAAGAAAGAGCAGAUAUCUCUUCAGAAGAACAUGUGUAUACAUCCAAAUCAUCUGGAAAAUUGAAAGAAACAGAAUACCCAGUGGGUGACUUAGAAGCACAGCAAAAUUCACAUAGACUUGAACGGGAUGGUGCAGAGCUGGUAUCCAAUGCGCUGUGUUCAUCCAAUAGUCAUGGGGAACAAGCAGGAAAAGUGCAUCAGCUUGCAAAAUCACAUCCACAAGUAUUCUGCCAUUUUCAGCCAGGAGAGACAUUGACACAGGUUCAAGGAGUAACCCCAGUAAAACUUUCCCGCAAAGAAUUGCGUCCUAUUCCUGUGUCCGAACUUUCAUCAAGGCUCUCAAGCCUUAAAAACUCUGUUGCUGACAAUUCCUUUGAAAUGUCUUGAAAACCUAAUGACUACAAUAUAUAAUCAUUUCUUUUAUAAUAUGAAUGUUAUAUGAAUUACAAAAUUUCCUUCCAAUGUAUUUCAGGCAGCUAUGAUGCUUAUGCAAAUUACCUCUAGCUGUGCCUCAUGCCACAGAUCAUUAUUUUAUGUAGAGAUCUGUAAUACUGCUUUGAUGCAGUGAUGACAUAAAGGGCUGAAAUAACAGAAUUUUCACCUUUGAGGAAUUCUGUCACUAACUGUACUCCUUUCAUUGUAGAAUUAGAAUGGAGCUUUAUACUGUAUUCUCUUGAAUGUAUCCUUUACAUCUUACACUACAAAUAAUCUUAGAGUCACUUCACCCAAUAUAAUCUUGACCAUUCCUGAGAGUAUGUUUACAUGGCUAAACAGUAUAUAAGUGGAAAAAUCAGCUGUGGCCAUAAGCACUCCAUUUGAUUGACUAAGUGGGGACAAAAUUGUCAAUUUCGUUACAGGAAAUGCUGUUGGCUAGAUAAGUUACUACUCAGUCUUGCAUACUGCAGUGUGAUCAUUGGGGUGUUCACAUGAAUAAAAACUAUUGUGUUACCUGUUUAGAUAUAGCUAAUUCUUCAUGGAAACAUCAGGAGUAAUAGUUACCUAAUCUGCUUUUGUGUAUGUACACUUAUGCUGAGGUUUAUGACAAACCACUUAGCUGACUAUGCAAUCAGUGUCCUUCAAAAAGAAUGACUGUUUUCUGGGCAAUGAAUUAGUGUUUAUUUAGGUAACUUAACAAAACCAAUUUCUAUUUAAAGCAAAUAACCUCUUUACUUCCAAACGCUUGCAAACAUUAAGUUUGAGGUAGUUGUUAAUAAAAGUUAAUAAAGUUGUUAAUAAAAGUUAAUAAAAAUUCAUAUAACAUAAAAGUGACUUUGGAACAGGCCUAGGACUUUUUAACAAAGCAUGCUUUUUUUUAGGGAAAAACAUUACCUGCAGGAUUAUUCCAAGAUAAUAGAUUGCCUCCAUAUGAAUUAAUCCACUCUACAACUAAUUCAGUAAUCCUUUAUAUUGAUUUCAGUGCACUGAUGUUAUCCAGUGUCUCCUUAAUAAACAAAAACAAUAUAUGGGUAUAAAGGGAAUAGAUGUACAUCCUAAACUCCUCCAUAUUACUAAGGAUUAGAAUUGUACAUAUGUAAUUGUAUAAAAUUUGUAUAUAAACAUUUAUAGAGAGUUAAAGGAGCAGCCUGGAGGAUCAUGUAUUUCCUUGGCUCCACAACCUGUAAAGCACUCCUCUCCUUCACAUAUAUGUGUGUUAUACUUUGCCUUACAGUUUUGUUAUUACAUGUUACUAUUAACACUGUUAAAAUGAAUCCUGAUACUCUGCUCAACUCCUGUUCACUAUUGUUUGUAUAGUUAAAGAAUGAAAUAAAUAGUUACAGCCAAAUAA